GAAAACAUACACCAAAUAUUUUCUUGUCUGAACACGAUGACAGGAGCUGAACUUCUGUCUUUAACCAAACAAAGUUCACCAGCUAACAUUGAUGUAACAUGUUUUUACCUGAAAUUACACCAAUCUCCAAAGAGUAACCUGCUCACCAUCAUCAUACAAUUUCCUCCACCUGAACUGACUGUGUAUCCACAGCAGAUCACAGUUUCAGACUCAGUCACAGUGAACUGUGGGAAUCCUUCAUCUGUUUCUGUGGAGAAUUGUUUUUUAUAUUUCAUAAACUCAAAGAUGUACAGAAGCAUUUCCUGUGAGCAAACACUGAUUACAGGAAGUGAGCUCCUGAUGAUGACACAUCAAACUUCACCUGCUGAGGUUGAAUUAAAAUGUUAUUACAUGGUGAAGCGUGGAGGACUGCAUCAGUCUCCAUACAGCAAAACGUCUACAGUCACCGUCCACAAUGUUCAGGAAACAGAAUCGACCAAGUUUCAGAGAGUAACGACUGUCAGUGUGACUGAUGAUGUUCAGGAAACAGAAUCGACCACGUUUCAGAGAGUAACGACUGUCAGUGUGACUGAUGGUCAAACAUUUAGAACAACAGUGGAAACAGAAAGUCCAUUUUCUGAUCCCCCAUCAUCAGUGAAUCCUUCAUUAUUUGGUACAACAGAUUCAAGUGGAAGUACCACAGUCAACACUUUAGGCUCAGUUUCUACUUUGUCAACGUCACCAUCAGAGGCACCAGCUGUUGAGAAUAAGGAUUUUCCUGCAACCACUGUGAUGAUGAUCUGGAGGUUCAUUGCAGUUGGAUUGAUCUCUUUAGUCCUGAUUGGAUUGACUCUAAAAUGUUGCAUAAGCAGAAUGGAGAAAUGUUUUUUGAAAAGAUCAAAAGCUGAAGUUUCAGUGGAGCAGAUCCAGAUAUCUGGUCUGAACAACAGAGAUGGUUUGUUAAAUUUCUGCUUCUGCUAAAACGAUGAAU
Molecule: messenger RNA, 970 nt
Organism: Poeciliopsis prolifica (blackstripe livebearer)
Lineage: Eukaryota; Metazoa; Chordata; Actinopteri; Cyprinodontiformes; Poeciliidae
Exons: 11
Coding region: 37-960 (307 amino acids)
Source: RefSeq, a predicted model, not a curated record